Messenger RNA from Arabis nemorensis, 1488 nucleotides. Lineage: Eukaryota; Viridiplantae; Streptophyta; Magnoliopsida; Brassicales; Brassicaceae. The record is from the annotation of a GenBank genome assembly.
AUGGUUCUAUUGCUCAUUCCAUUAGCCACUAUCAUAAUCACCGUUUUCAUGCUUUAUCAACGACGGUGGAGAUCCAACAUACCGCCGGGACCACCACCGCGAUUUCUGAUCGGAAACCUUAAUCAACUGAAACCACUUUGGACACAUUCUUUCUCAGAGUGGUCAAAGACUUAUGGUCCAAUCAUAUCAGUGUGGUUAGGGACACAACUCGCUGUUGUGGUCUCGACCUCAGAUUUAGCUAGACAAGUGUUGAGAGACAAAGACUACCAGUUGAGUAAUCGACAUAGAACCGCGAGGAUGACACAGAACGGUAGUGAUCUUAUUUGGUCCGAUUACGGUCCACAUUAUGUGAAACUGAGAAAACUUUGUACACUCGAGCUUUUUUCUACGAAAAGCAUCGAAUGUUUCACGUUCAUGAGAGAGAUGGAAGUAAGAUCCAUGGUUAUGUCGAUUUUCAAGGACUUGGUGAUCGAUGAUCAGAAACCGGUUAUGUUGAGGAAUUAUCUUGGUUCGGUUGCUUUAAACAUUGUAUCAAAAUUAGUGAUCGGUAAAAAGUUGGAGCCAAAAGAAGGAAAAGAGUUUAAGUCCAUAGUAGAAAAGGAGACUCGCUUACCCGGCGCAAUGAAGCUACUUGAUCACGCAUUGUGGCUUAAACGGGUUUCUUCGUGGUUCACUAGUGACAAGGUGUUCUUGAAGCACAUGGCUCGAAGAAGACAUUGGUUUAGACAAGCCGUAAUGGAUCAGGAAGAAGAAUAUGGAGAAAGAGAGAAAUGUUUAGUUCAUAGUCUUUUAGUGUUGAAACAGAGGAAUGAGCUAAGCGAGGAGACAGUAAUGGGACUUGUUUGGAACAUGUUAACCGCGGGAGCUGACACAACCGCGAUUACUAUCGAAUGGGCAAUGGCAGAGAUUUUAAGAAACCCGGCCGUGCAAGGAAAAGUACAACAUGAGCUUGAUUCCGUGGUUGGAACCAAAAGGUUAAUGUAUGAAUCAGAUAUACCAAAACUACCAUAUCUUCAAUGCAUAGUCAAAGAAUCUCUCCGGCUUCACCCUCCAACUCCAUUGAUGCUUCCACACAAGGCUAGCGAAUCGGUUCACAUAGGUGGAUACAAAGUUCCUAAGGGAACAACGGUUUAUGUCAAUGUACAAGCGAUUGGUCGAGAUCCUACAAAUUGGAGAAACCCGAAUGAGUUUAGACCAGAACGGUUUCUUUUGGAGGAAACCGAUGUUAAAGGUCAAGACUUUCGUGUUCUUCCAUUUGGGUCAGGAAGACGUGUGUGUCCAGCUGCACAACUUAGCAUGAACUUGAUAACGUUAGCACUUGGUAAUUUGUUGCAUUGCUUCUCAUGGACUUCAUCUACACCUCGUGAAGACAUUGACAUGUUGGAGAAACCUGGUUUAGUUUGUUACAUGAAGACUCCAUUGCAAGGUCUAGCUUCGUCUAGGCUGUCACAAGAGUUAUACCUUGAGCUUUACGCUAAAAUAGAUUAA